Molecule: messenger RNA, 1789 nt
Organism: Brassica oleracea var. oleracea
Lineage: Eukaryota; Viridiplantae; Streptophyta; Magnoliopsida; Brassicales; Brassicaceae
Product: transaldolase-like
Exons: 7
Coding region: 737-1534 (265 amino acids)
Biological process (GO): carbohydrate metabolic process; pentose-phosphate shunt
Cellular component (GO): cytoplasm; intracellular anatomical structure
Molecular function (GO): transaldolase activity
Source: RefSeq, a predicted model, not a curated record
CAAACGCGAGAUCAAGAAAAAGAAAAUGGCGAAUACGAAUCUCCAAGAGAUGGUCGUCGGCGGCGACGGGGCGUUCGACGCUAUUUUCCAUCAUUCGACCCAACGGUGGCUGGAGCACGACGAAUUGGAUGCCGUUUUAGACAGGCAGGACCAGCCGAAUCCUCCGUUCAACAUCACCGUCGAGUUACUCGGCCCUGGGCCCCCUUUUGUCGAAGGUCUCUUUUCAGAUAACUACGACUGGACGCCGGUGAACCGACCCAGACAACUCAACUGCUCGUCGAUACGACUCGGACCGGUUGUUGGGUGUACCGUCGCGACGGAGGAGGAGAAUUCGUCAGAAGAACGCAUCACCCCCAAUACAGGCCGAAUCUGGCGCUCAUUCACUAUCGACGGGAGAAGAAGGGGACGAGGAGGCCGAGGAAGAAGGGGCGGCGGAGGACGACGAUGAAGGCGGUGAAACUACGGAUGAGACUACCGAUGAUGAUCUUGAAAACGAUCCAACCUAUGUUCCAAUGCUCUUGCUUGAUUAUGUAUGUAUUGGAAACUACUCAUAUGUUUUCUUUGUUUGAUUUCCAUAGGAUUGGACGAUUGUGAUGCAACCCCUCCCACAAAUGCCAAACCUAUUCAGGAUAAGAACCUUGGAUUAGUUUAGCAAGCAGUGUCAUCCCUUUACAAGCGUAACAUUUUGAGAUUGACUCACAAGUUCUUGACCUUGUCGCUUCAAGAUAUAGCCAACAUGGUCCAACUUGCUAAUGCUAAGGAGGCGGAAAGGCUUGUGCUCCAGAUGCUACUUGCUUUUUCUCAGGCUGUCACUGCUCCAUUGUAUACUGUCAACGCCAUAGCUCUUGAGGCGUAUAAAAAGUACUUACUGGUGACUCUCAUUCACUCUGGACAGUUUAGUUUCAGUCUCCCCAAGUGCGCUUCUACAGCAGCUAAGAGUAACUUCAAAACCUUUAUUGCCCGUGACGUUCGAGGUGUAUCUAGCAACCCUGCGCUUAUAUUCUCAAUAGCCAGAUCUGAGGCGGUGAUUGAUGCAUACUUGGAUGGACUCGAGGCGUCUGGACUUGAUGACUUCUCAAGAGUUACAAGUGUUGCUUCCUUCUUUGUCAGUAGGGUGGAUACCCUCAUGGACAAGAUGCUUGAGAAUAUUGGUACCCCAGAAGCACUAGACCUCCGUGGCAAGGCGGCUGUGGCUCAAGCUGCAUUAGCAUACCAACUAUACCAGAAGAAGUUCUCAGGUCCAAGAUGGGAAGCUUUGGUGAAGAAAGGUGCCAAGAAGCAGAGGCUUCUCUGGGCCUCAACAAGUGUUAAGAACCCAGCUUACUCUGACACUAUAUAUGUCGCUCCUCUCAUUGGACCUCAUACUGUGUCAACCAUGCCGGAUCAAUCCCGUGGAAACAUUCAUAGACCAUGGAACGGUGAAGAGGACGUUAGAUGCGAAUGUGUCAGAUGCCGUUUACAGGGCACUAGAGAAGCUGGGAAUAGACUGGAACGAGGUGGGAGACCCUGCUGCUUCUCGGACAGGUCCUUCUGAAUGUGCAAUGGGAGAUUUUGGUAUCAUCCCAGACUCAUCACGGGUGAUUGGUGGCCUAUAAGUGCCUUGUUCUGGAUCAUGUAUACUGUCUUAGUUUCAUAUACCGAUUGAAUCCGUGAUUCUUUUUUUUCCUCUGUAGUAUGCUUCAUUGUUAUCCUCAACAUGUAAAUUUCAAAGGGAGAUAUACCCCAAAGUAGAGUGUGACUAGAGUAACGUCCACCUGUUUCAGCAACAAAGUUUAGAUUUUUCCAUUCA